AGCAGAGCAGUCAGUGCGAUUAUAGACAUCGGUGGCAAAGGUUGUUGUGAAUAUUUUUGCAGUGCGAAAAACACGAGCGAACCGAACGUGCUUUUGCCUUCACAUUUAUCGCAAGCUAAAGAUGCGGUCGCACUGGUUCUCCCUGCUGUUUGUCAUCCUUCUGGGCCACCAGGGAUUAUCUAAUCCCAUUGCCAGGGAAGCCAAGGUGGCCACCGAGUUCAUCAUCCUUCAUAAUAAUGACAUGCAUGCUAGGUUCGAGCAGACGAGUGUCAACAGUGGCGCCUGCUCCCCGGAGGAUGCACACACGGACAAGUGCUAUGGAGGUUUCGCCCGAGUGGCUUACGAAGUCCGUAAAUUCCGCAAGGCAGCCCAGGAGGGAGGUCUCCCCGUGUUCUAUCUCAACGCAGGUGACACCUACACGGGCACAGCCUGGUUCACCAUCUUUAAGGACAAGAUAGCCAGUGCCUUCCUCAACAAACUUCAGCCCGAUGCCAUAUCCCUGGGCAACCACGAGUUCGAUGAGCGAGUCGAGGGUCUGAUACCCUUCCUCAACGAAGUCAACUUUCCGGUUUUGGCCUGUAACCUGGACCUGUCAAAGGUUCCCCAACUGAAGGCCACCAAGCAUCUGGCGCACUCAACCAUUCUAGAGACCAAUGGCACCAAGAUAGGUGUUAUUGGCUACCUAACCCCAGACACCAAGAAGCUUACACUCAACAUGGAUGUGGAGUUUAAAGAGGAAGUGGAGUCCAUCAAUGCCGAGGCCAAGUUACUUAAAGCUCAAGGCAUCAAGAUCAUCAUCGCUUUGGGUCACUCUGGCUAUCUAAAGGACCAGGAGAUUGCCCAGAAAUGCCCUGAAGUGGACAUCGUCAUCGGUGGCCACACAAACACCUUCCUCUACAACGGAGCCCAGCCAGAUGCGGAGCACAUCGACGGUCCCUAUCCCACGAUGGUUAAGCAAAAGAGUGGCAAGGAGGUGCCUGUGGUGCAGGCCUAUGCCUACACCAAAUAUCUGGGACGUCUUCAUGUCCAGUUCGAUGAAGCUGGCAACCUAAUCGAGUUUGAUGGUGCUCCCAUUCUGCUGAAUGCUUCGGUGGCUCAAGAACCUGAUCUCCUUGAGCUGUUGGAGCUGUACAGACCGAAUGUAACCCGGCUGGAGAAGUCGGUGGUGGGACACACAAAGGUUCAUUUGGAGGGCAGGAAGGAGGUGUGCCGGGCCAAGGAGUGCAAUCUGGGUAAUCUGGUGGCCGACGCCUUUGUCUUCAGCCGAAUGAUGGAGGAUCAGGGUGGUGAUUUCUGGACGGAUGCUGCCAUUUCCCUUAUACAAGGCGGAGGCAUUCGCAGCUCCAUUGAAAAGCGUUCCGAUGGCUCCGUCACCGACAGCGAUCUCCUCUCCGUGCUGCCUUGGGGCAAUGAUCUUUUUAUGGCCACCAUGACGGGUAGCUCUAUCCGACGGGCUCUCGAGCAUGGAGCUUCUCUGAUGGGCACGGACUCAGACGGUGGCUUCCUGCAGGUUUCCGGUCUCCAAGUAGUGUUCAAUGUCGCCAAGCCCAAGGGUCACCGUGUCGUCUCCGUCCAGGUGCGCUGUGCCUCGUGUCAGGUACCCACCUAUAGCCCCUUGAAUGAUACUGCCUUCUACAAUGUGAUUGUGGGAGAGUUCCUGCUGGACGAUGGUGAUGGUCACAAGAUCAGGGAUGGGGUACACACGCCACAGCGCCUGCAGAGAAACGACAAGGAGGCGGUAUCCUUCUACCUGGAGCAGCGGAACUUUGUGAAUCCGGGCAUAGAGGGUCGCAUUGUCUUUGUAGGAUCUUUGGCCAGUGGACUGAUGGGCUCCGCAUCCCUGCUCCUCAGCUCUUCCCUCCUAAUGCGAGUGCUUAGCUAGGGAAUUACUUAUUAAGAAGCUCAAGUUUUUAUUUUAUAUUUUAUGGAAUUUAAUGAUUACAAAUGUCAAUUAAAACAAGAGUUAUUUUUAAAAUGUA
Molecule: messenger RNA, 1979 nt
Organism: Drosophila kikkawai
Lineage: Eukaryota; Metazoa; Arthropoda; Insecta; Diptera; Drosophilidae
Product: protein 5NUC-like
Biological process (GO): AMP catabolic process
Cellular component (GO): plasma membrane
Molecular function (GO): 5'-nucleotidase activity; metal ion binding; nucleotide binding
Source: RefSeq, a predicted model, not a curated record